AUGUACAAGAAACGGCUGCGGGACUGGGAACUGUGGAAGAAUUACACACAACUGCAGAAAAUAGACGCCAUCAAACAGCUGACAGAAGCACGAUUAGAGACCCAAGGCUCUUUGUCGUUGACGCUGAACGGCAAACCCCUCAAGGAACAUCGACUGUGGCGCCCGGUCCUGCAAAGGCGGAAACGAGUCAUUCUCGCUCCUCGACCUUGUCCGGACUCCAGCAAAAUCCAGCGAAAGCAUCUUCAGGAACUCAGGCGCACACCUUCACCGCAGCGGAUUCAGCUCCAACUGGGGCGCGAGACCCAGACCGUCGAGUCCUUACUGAAAUACGCCCAAACGUACCAUUCAUGGUGUCAGUCUCAGGACCAAGACCGGGCGGCGUAUUAUCAUAUUGUGGAGCUUCAUGAGGGCUUCUCUGGCCUUGUCGCCGGGCUUUCGCUUCUUGUGAGAGACGACCCCCGUGCCUUUCAGGUCAUAAAUAAAAGCUGCUUUGCCUUUCGUGCCCCCUUUCAAUCAAAACCUUUCCGACUGAUGCUAGAAGUUGUUGUUACAUUCGGAGCUUACAAGCCGUACUGGGGAGAGCAUUGGAGGGUAGGAAAGUCAGUCUUGAAAUUCUUUGCCUCACUGGCGAAUACGACUCUCGGGAUGUUGCAUCCCAUCACAAAUUUCGCGACCCUACUACUGGACAUUAUCGAACAACAGCGUUUUGCCCCCUUCUCGGCUAGAUAUGCAGAACUCUUGAUGCAUGGCACGGAAACUGGGUAUGAAGAUGACACUCGCGCGGAGAUACAGCUAGCUAUAGCUGAUUUUUUGCUUAAAGUGGGGCAACUCGAUAUGGGAUCCAGCUUGUGUCGACGCCUGUGGGAGUGUCUGCAACCUAUUCCUUCCUCUCCAACUCCACUGCACAGAAGACUCCUGCAAGUAAUGCACAUUGUGUUCAUGGAAGAAGAAGACUACGCGGCGGCCGAGAGAGUCAUCAUGCAGCAACUCAGCUGCAGUGUUGCUGCUACUGGCAAGCAGAAUGGUGACAUCUAUGGAGUCUCUGCGUGUCAGAGAUUGGCAUGGCUGUACUCUAAAACGAGGCUUUCUGAAGAAAUCAAGAAGUUCUGUCGGCUGGCCGUCGAGGGGGCUCUGGAGGUUUUCCAGUCCGAGUCGGGCGUGUUGAUAAUUUUGUUUAAAGUUGAGCGUUUUCUUUCGAUCUUGGGAAAGGAAGAAGACAUUGCUCAGCUUCGGACUGAAUGUCAACACAUCCGGGCAGCAUUGGACGAGUGGAGACUCGAUCUCGGUUUUGAGCCCGAAUGA
This is a messenger RNA of Cladophialophora psammophila CBS 110553, 1302 nucleotides long. RefSeq lists its product as uncharacterized. The coding region runs from base 1 to 1302 and encodes 433 amino acids. The transcript has a single exon. NCBI's taxonomy places the organism in Eukaryota, Fungi, Ascomycota, Eurotiomycetes, Chaetothyriales, Herpotrichiellaceae. The record is from RefSeq and is a predicted model, not a curated record.